CAGGCUGAGUUUCAGACAUUGCAUCACGAACACACACACACAUACACGUGCCACUCUAUGACUCUAGCAGCUCUCCACUCAUCUCCUCUCUCCUCCUCCUUCUCCUCCUCUCUCACCAUGGAGUCACAUCAUUGAAGAGUGCAUUGUUCCUCCUGUUUGCUCCUCUUCUCUCCUCUGCACUUGAUUCGGUGUGUUUGGGUGUCUGUUUGAAGGUGGGAAUGCUCGUGUCUGCGACAGCGCUGUUGGGGGCUACGCUGGGAACCGUGUCUGGAGUGUUGACUCUGUGUGGUCUCUCCCUGCUUUGCAAGAGCUGUAAAAAGGGGAAACUUGAGAGAGGGGACGAGACUGACCCAGAGAAAGCCAAACCCAGUAUCCUGCAUACUCUGACACAGUUCAGUGUGCAGAAAUGCACAGAACCCAUCCAGCCUCAAGCAUCUUUGAAGUUUCCUCAAAUCUACCGCCCCAAACCUUCUGUCACUUCUCAAGAGGUAGUAAACUACAAAGAACAUGGAGCUGCCAACGACACGUCUGCUGCUGAGCUCGACACCUGUAACCAGGCAACCGAACGUGAGGAGGUCUUCUCCCUCCCACGGCAAGUUUCCACAGAUGAAACUCCAUGUACAUCUGAGCAAACUGGUGCCAUGACGACAAGUAGCUCCAUCCUAUAUCCCAAACUGCACUUCUCCAUCAGCCUGCACAAAGAAAAUGGAGAGCUACACAUCAGCAUUGUAGAAGCUGAGAAUAUAUCAGUGGAGGCCGGAUGUGAGGGAUAUAUAUCAGGGUGUGUGAGCAUCUCUGAAGAGCAGAAGCAUGCUCACACAGCCGUCCACAAGCUGGCAGCGCAUGUGCAGUGGGGAGAGGAGCUGGUGUUCGCUCUCCCCAUGGAGGGCACAGAAGACACAGACAGUCUAGAUGGAGAGGUGGCUCUCUCACUUCACUGCUGUGAUCGAUUCUCCCAUAAUUCCACUCUGGGCACGAUGCGGUUUAAGCUGGCUGAUAUAAGCAUGAUGUUGGACGCUGAUUGCUGGGUUGAUUUACAGCCACCCAAACAGGAAGUGGCAUCAUCAGCUGGAGAACUACUAUUGUCACUCAGUUAUCUGCCAGCAGCCAAUAGACUUGGGGUGGUGGUAAUGAAGGCUAGAGGACUUCAUUCAGACAAACUGAAAGACAACAUAGAUUUAUCGGUAAAGCUGACCUUGAAACACCAAAAUGCCAAGCUGAAGAAGAAGCAGACGCGGCGAGUGAAGCACAAGAUGAAUCCGGUCUGGAAUGAGAUGAUGAUGUUGGAGCUGCCCAGUGAGCUUUUGGCUAAAUCCAGCGUGGAGUUGGAGGUACUGAACCUGGCCAGUCCCGGGACCCUGCUCCCUCUGGGCCGCUGCAUGCUGGGGCUCCACACCUCCGGCACCGGCCUGCAGCACUGGAAACAGAUGCUAGAUAAUCCACGCAAGCAAAUUGCAAUGUGGCAUCCACUUUACACCUAAGAAUACAGGUUCUACAAAUCAUCACCUACAUGCAAUGAUUGGCUUAACAUGGUUGGUUGGAGUUUUAUGAUAGUAUUCUAUUCCUGUGUAAAAAUAUGUAGUACUCCAAUAUGAUAAAUAAUUAACUAGAUAUAAUGAGUGAAUGCAGUUGUUAUCGUUACGUAUCAUGAAACUUUUCUCUGAAGGUAAAAGCUGUGGGAGACAGUCACAUACAGUACUAAUAUUGUUACACAGUAGUUUAGAGUAUUUUAAUGUACACAGUGCUGCAUUUACCUUUGGUGUUGUUGUUAAUGUGUCUUCAAAUUACUCAAUGCUAUUUAACACUGGUCCAACUUGGAGCCAACCUCAUCUCCUAAGACUUGUCAGAUAUAAAAUAUGACUGAACAGCCCACCCAGUCAAUAUCAUAGUGACUGAUGGGAGAGAGAGGCAAACGGCUCUGAUCUGACACACUGUAGAGUGUAAAGCCUGACUGGAUCAGAUCAGGACAAAUGUUAAACUAUUGUAUCUAACCAGGUUUGGCAGAACAGAUGUUCCUCAUAAUAUUAGGGUAAAACAACCUUUGUCAGAUGUAGCCCUUAUAUGAUCUGCAGGCAGAGUUUUUCUGUCAGUUUUAUGUGGUUGGGAACAGUUACAGAGUAAAAAAAAAAAAAAACAUUUAAAUAUAAAUAAUACAUUUUUAAGUUUAAUAGCAAGUAGUUUUGGUUUUCCUGUUUUAAAGGCUUAUGGAUCCUCUUAGUAACCAGUAACACACUAAAUAAAUAUACAGGGUCUCAAUAGGGCAGCUUUACGCUUUUCAAGAUGCAUGUAUACAGAAAAAAAAAUGUAAAUCUACCACUGUCUUCUAAUUAAAAAAAAAUGUAAAUAUAUAUAAACAGCAGAAUAUGUAUACUAUAUAUGUGUAUUAGCAGGAUGAUAGAUCACAACAUGAAGCUCCAUGAAGUUUAUCAUUUAUCAUCAUUAUUCACUUGAAUGAAAUGGAGGAUGAUGCUUUCUACCAUUAUUAUACUUAAGGACAUUUUGAACUCCUAACUGGAAUGAAAAUUACUCAGUUUGGGGACCUUUGAAAAUCUGUUUUUUUAUUGUAUUUUAUUUUUAUUUUUAAGCAUAAUUAUAAUAAAGGUAAUUGCAAAUGUGUAAAUGGUAAUUGCAAAUCAAAAUCUGAAUUGUGAAUAAAAAGCACAGACACAGAAUUGCGAGAUAUAAUCUAACAAGUCUUAGAAAACGAUUGCGAGACAUUAACUUUGAAUUCAGAUUAUUUCUUGUUAUCUCACAAUUCUUUAUAUCUCACAGUUCUCCCUCUCUGAUAAAAACUUGCAAUUAUAAGUUAACAUUUUGCACUUCUGAUCUUUUUUUUGUGCAAUUGUUAUAAACUCAGAAUUGUGAUAAAGUCACAAUUACCAUUUUUAUUCCUUUAUUCUGUGGCAAAAAUGAGCUUCCAUAUAUCUCACUUAUCAAACUACAGAUCUAUAGCUCAGUAUUGUAAAAUGUUGAAAUUUUGAUUCAUUAAAGAUAUUGGUCCCUUAAUGGUAACCUUAACGUAUGAACUUUAACCCAAGUUAGCAUAUGCUUACUUCUUUCCAAUUCCAAUUCAAAUUGCCAAAUGCCACUAAAAUCAAAUACAGUGUAUUGUGCAUCUAUCUGGAAAGGAUAUUUUGUGCUAUAACCAACACUGUGUCAUUCAGCCAAAUGCUAAAACCAAUCAAUCAGCUGCAGGCAAAUAUUAAAAUAAGUCCCACACGAUAUAGAUUCAUUGUGUGUAUUUUAGUCUUAAUCUGUUUUGUAUGACCUGAUGACAAUACAAUCUCCAACUAUCAUAAAUUAUUCUUCAGACUUCCAUUAUUUAAACUUCUUAAUAUCAUCAAAUUAAAAGCAAUGUUUUAAUGAUUAAUAAUCCAUUUAAUCAUUAGAUCAUUAAAAGAUGUUUAUGUGUAAUUAUUUUGAUAAAUUCAGCUGUAAAUAUAUUUGUAGAGGUUCUUUGGGUAGCAGUUAGAAGCAGUGAAAUCCCCCGUCUUGUGGGUAAAUCCAUUAGAUAACAAUCUUGUUUUGCCCUUCAGUCACGUUUGAAGAUUUACGGUUGUAAUGGUUAUUGAAUUACCAUAUUUUCUGUGCCUGAGACUUUUCCAGUGAGGGAUGACCAGUGGAAUGUUAAUCACUGCAAUAUGAUCCAUCUAUAGCCUAUGACUUUGCACAACACUCACGAUUUCAUACGGACAGCAAUGUAUUUUUAACCCACAGAUAAAUAGCCGUGUGUUGGUGUGAAAUAAAUAUUCCUUUCUCAA
Molecule: messenger RNA, 3761 nt
Organism: Carassius gibelio (silver crucian carp)
Lineage: Eukaryota; Metazoa; Chordata; Actinopteri; Cypriniformes; Cyprinidae
Gene: syt13
Product: synaptotagmin XIII
Exons: 6
Coding region: 219-1481 (420 amino acids)
Biological process (GO): regulation of calcium ion-dependent exocytosis; regulation of dopamine secretion; cellular response to calcium ion
Molecular function (GO): phosphatidylserine binding; calcium-dependent phospholipid binding; clathrin binding
Source: RefSeq, a predicted model, not a curated record